ACCAUACUUGAGAAUCGAUAAAUCUCUCUCUAUUUUUCAUUCUCUCUCAAAUUUGCUUCUUUUGAUCAUGGGCUAGGGUUAGGGUUACGAGAGAAACAAAUCAAAUUCUCAGAUUUAUAUCUUCUUCAAUCCUCGUCUCUCUUUAAUUUCUAAUUCUAGUUUCUUCCAAUGGAUCCGUCUCAGGUCUCACUCGCACAAAUCACAAAAGAAUCAAAGAAGGUAACAAACCGAAGCUUGGGUCUCUUUUCGAUUUCUAUCAAUUUCAUCUUCUUCCUCGUUAAUUUGAUUUUAUAUAACUAACGAAGGUUUACCAUAAUUAUCUGCGAGUGAGAGAUUAUUUCGACACUGUUCUCAAAAUUAUAUAGAAGUUUCCGGAGGUUUUGAGUGGGUUCGUAUGAUCAUAUCACUUUGGUGUGAAAUUAAUGGUUACCGAUGAGGCAGAAUUGUGAAAUAUAAUUUGUGUUGUUUUCUUUGAUUGUGGAAUAUAAUUUUUGAAGGGUUUAAUCAUCUUUCACGGUGAAGGAAAAGGUCUUUCUCAUGGAAGACAAGAUUAUGUUAUGAGUUUCGUUUCGUUUCUCUCUGCAUCCCUUUUGAUCCAAGUUUCGUUUUGAUCUUUCUCAGAUAUUUGUCUUUGUGCUAAUAUUUAUGGUGAUGAACCUCUGCUUUUUUGUUGUUGUUGGAUUUAGUAUCCAUGGUUUGAGAAUCAAUGCAACAUUGAUAUAUUCAUGUGCGCAUACAUGUAUUCGUACAUUCAUGCGUAUUUGAUUUUCUUGACUUAUUGCUUAGGUCAUUGCUUGCUUCUUUAGUUACAUUUGUUAGCUUGUUCUUGUUUGUUUCUAUGGCUUGUUUCAUUUCUUGACUUCCUUGCUUGUUUCUUUUACUAAUUCCUUACAUGUUUUAACUUGUUUACUUUAUUCCAUGUGUUGUUUCUUUGAUUAUAUGAUCGUUGCCUACUCAAUUCUUAACUUGUUUGCUUCUUGGUUCUUUGAUUUACUUCAUUGCACAUCCUUCUUUGUUUCUUGCUCUAUUUGCUUACUUACUUAGCUGAUUCAGUCAUUAUUGCUUAGCACACUUAUUCUCUUCGUUGCUUAUUUGUUUUAUUUUUAUAUUUUCGUCAUUGUUUUCUUACAUGAACUUAUCUACCUGUUUUAUUGUUUGCUUAACUUUAAUUUGUUUCCUCGCUUACUUAUUUUUGGCUUGCUUUACUUCUUUCAUUGCUUGCUUCUACAGUUAUUUAUACAUAUAAUGUUUACUUUUUAGUGUAAUUUUUAACGUUCUCUGGAUCUCGUGCAUUAAGUUGAAUUUCUCUGUUGUUGGCUUGGCUACUUUUUUUUUUUCUGUCUCAGCGUCUCUUUUUCUUUGUUUGGUAUCCGGUAUUGAGUGUUUUGCUUACUUAGAAGAAGUAUUGAGGGUUUGGUUCACCUGGAAGAAUCAAUGUUUUGGUGUUUGAAUUCAUAGUGCAGGCUUUGCGUAGUUAGAAUUUGAUUUUUCUUCUUCCAUUAGGUUAUGAGAGGACACUCAAGCUUUUAAAGGUAAGAAAUAGAGUCAGCAACUGGCAAUCCUAGUCUAUUUUGGUGUAAAUAUAGUGGUACACAAAUGGAGUACACAACUUGUGCUUUUCCUAAACUCAGUUUGCUUCUUCCUUAUCCUUUUCGUAGUCAAAAUUUCUUAAACAGGCCGCAGCAGAGGUUAGAACUGAAUGCGUGGGCGACUUUUUCCUAAGGUUAUGAGAAUUGAUCAUCGUAAAGGUAUGUCCUUACUUUUGAAUAUUCACACCUCUAAUUCCCUUUUUCUUUUGAAUAUAGAAUGCAGGUUUUGAAUUGUUAGAAGGUAAAAGGGAUUAGUGUUGUUGAUCUUGAUAUCAUAUCACUGAUAUGUCAUGAGAAUUUGAUGCCUCCUGGAGAAUGUUUGGUGAGACUCUGGUGGUUCCUUUGCCUAGAUCAUAAUACCAUCAGCAAUGAUUGAUGUUGGAAUAGUAGUUUUGCAAGAGUUUAUAGCUACCAUUUACGGCUACAACAAUGACUUCUUUCAUGGGGUUUUGGUUAAAAUAUGCAGGGUUUUGUUCUUCGGUUGGUUAACAAGUUUACCAUAAACAGGAACUUUGCUAUAAACACUUAAAAAGGACAAUGUUAUAUUCAAGAGAUGUGAUGUUUGCUACAAUUCUCUCAAUUGGUUUCGAAUGGUUUGAGGAGACUAAAAGGUGUAGAAUACUAGGAUGGUCAGUGAAACUCUCGUGGUUCUUCUGAUUGUAAAAGGUACUGAGCGUUCUUUGUUAUUUCUUUGGUUUACAAGAGGGAACUUUACUAUAAACAGGUUUUGUUUUUCGGUUGCUUUACAACUUUACAAGAGGGAACUUUACGAUAAGAAAGUUCAAGAAUUGAUUGAAGAACUUGCAUCUCCUAAUAAUACGAGCAGAAUGAUGGCCAUGAACUAUGCUAAGCCUCUGUAUACCACUUCUACAAAGAGAAGCCAAGAACCGGAGCAAGAAAACCAAUUUGUCUAUCGCAAUGGAGCUCUAAGAUGGUCAUGCGUCAUCUUCUGGUUUCCUAAGUUGAGUCCGUCUCCCAACCAUUCAAGUUCAAAGUCAAGAUCUGGAAAAGGUCUCUAAGAGAAGAUUAUCUACGAGACGAGUGAAAUUGACAUGAUUUAGGAAGAGAAACAUGAAUGCAUCAGAGUAUUGUAAAUAAAAGGCUCUUGUUCCUAAGCAGGUAAGAUCAUUGAGAUUUUUCCGUCUUGAAUUCAAUUAAUAAAUAUGUUUUUUUCAACAGGGAAGAGCCAAUACCAAUCUGCCAAAGGAAAAAGGAGAUACAGCAAUACACAUAUAUGCAGAUGUGUGCAUACAUACAUGCAUUCAUGUAUACAUUCUUGAAUCUCUCUCCAUUCAUGUGUGCAAACAUACUUGCAUUCAUGUGUACAACCCAUACAUGCAUACAUUCAUACAUUAUACAUUUAUGUGUGCAUAUUUUCAUACAUUCAUGCGUAUUUGCUUUCUUGAUUUAUUGCUUCGGCCAUUGCUUGCUUUUUUAGUUACUAUGUUAACUUGUUUUUGUUUUGUCUUGUACUCUUUUGCUUGUUUCAUUUCUUAACUUGCUUGUUUCUUCUACUGAUUGCUUACAUGCUUUGUGUUACUUGAAUCCAUUUUUUUCUUAUAUGAUCGCUGCUGCUUAACUUGUUUGCUUCAUGGUUCUUUGAUUUACUGCCUUCUUAGUUUCAUUGCUUGCUUCUUUAGUUACAUUGUUAGCUUGUUCUAAUGUUCUUGUUUGUUUCUUUGGCUUAGUUCAUUUCUUAGCUUUCUUGCUUUUUUCUUUACCGAUUGCUUACAUGUUUUUAAUAAUGUCAAAAACUAUUGCAUGUUUGUUUCUUUGAUUAUAUGAUCGUUGCCUACUCAAUUGGUUAACUUGCUUCCUUAUUGGUUCUUUGAGUUUACUUCAUUGAAGAGCCUUAUUUGUUUCUUACUUUGUUUUAUUCUCUGACACUCUGCUUACUUACUUAACUGAUGUAGUUUUUAUUACUCAACACACAUAUUUCAUUCUUUGCUUUUGUUGCCUUCUUUGAUUCUUUGAUUUUUUCUUUACUUCCGUCAUUGUUUUUAUUUUUCUACAUAAAUUAAACUUCUCAGCUUGUUUUAUUGUUUGCUUACAGUUUUAAUUUGUUAUACAUGAUUUUUGCAUAGUGCAUAUUUUUCAUGGAAACAAAUCAAAUAUUAGUUUUUGUUUACCA
Molecule: messenger RNA, 3720 nt
Organism: Capsella rubella
Lineage: Eukaryota; Viridiplantae; Streptophyta; Magnoliopsida; Brassicales; Brassicaceae
Exons: 14
Coding region: 2216-2608 (130 amino acids)
Source: RefSeq, a predicted model, not a curated record